CCUGCAUCGGGGUUCUGAUGACGUAUAUUUUACAUCUAUCGUGUCUGUUUGUUUUUAGAUUCAUGAUAUAAAAAAGUUUUAACCCGUGAAGAUAUUACUGAAUUGUGAUCCGGAGACCGGCUCAGUACCACAAAACAAUGAGCGACGAAAAUAAGCAGGAGGUCAUACAACCAGAUUCAAGCAGCGAGUCGGCAUCUGAAGACGAGUCGGCUCCAACAGCUGACGCUUUACCCCAAUAUCACUAUGAUAAAGCCAUUGCGGAGUCACUAGCAGAGAACAUGUAUAAUCUAGCCGUGGAGUCGGACCAAGAUGAUGACGACGAGGAUUUGAAUCCAUCGCCCUCAUCACGACCACCAAAACAGCCUUUUGUAUUUGAUAACUACGCAGAAGACGAUUUUGAAGAAUUUGAUAUCGAUACUAAGAUAAGCAAAAUUGCAGGCUUGGAACACUUGGUUGUAAACAGUCCUCUUUGGUACGCGCGUGUAAAGCCAUACUUGACUGUGCCGGAACGAGAAAUAUUGUGGAACAGGACUCCUUGGAAAGAAAAAAUGUAUUGGGAUUGGGAUGACUCCGAAGACUCUGAUGCUGAUUACGAUGAUGUUCCUCCUCCAAUAUUUAAGGACCAGUACUAUAUCGCAUUUAUUUAAAAGUUUUUGUUGUAGCUAAUUUUGUUACGUAAAAUUAUGAUUUUACUUCUUAAUAUACUAUGGUAUCUUGUAAUUAAGUUUUAACAUAUUUUAUAAACCCUUAAGUAUUAACAGCUUGCAAGUAGGGUGAUGCGAAAUCGGAGUGUUAUAUAUAUUUAGAUUUUACCUUCUAAGCAACAUAGUAUAUGUUCUAUUUCAUAUUAUAUAUCACGUUUAUAAAACGAUGUAGUUCACAUCGCACUUAUUUAAAUUUAUAUAAGCUAUUUUCUAUUAAUGGAUAUCAUAUUAUUUUGGAUUGUUUAUAAGCCCUUUCAAGUAUAUCUGUAUCGGUUGCAAGUAGGGUAAUGCAAAGUUGGAGUGUUAUAUACAUUAUAUAUGUGUAGAUUAUG
Vanessa atalanta (red admiral) is the source of this 1036-nucleotide messenger RNA. RefSeq lists its product as uncharacterized. Lineage: Eukaryota; Metazoa; Arthropoda; Insecta; Lepidoptera; Nymphalidae. Bases 138 to 647 code for a protein of 169 amino acids. The record is from RefSeq and is a predicted model, not a curated record. The transcript is spliced from 6 exons.